AUGAUGCGGCUCAUCCCCGACGCCGAGCAUGACGAUUUGCACCUCGGUGACCGCCCCCUGAUCGUGUGCGAUGUGGACGAGGUCGUGCUCGAAUUCGUCACCCCGUUCGAGGCAUUCCUCACCGGCGAGGGUUACGAGCUGCGGCCGACCUCGUUCCGCCUGCACGGCAAUGUGUUCAAUCGCACCGAUGGCAGCGAAACUCCGGGCGAGGCAGUCAGCCAGAUGCUGGAAGCCUUUUUCGAGAGCCAUGACGAAUGGCAGACGCCGGUUAUCGAAGCCGCCGACACUCUUGCACGCUUGUCGGAGCAGGCCGACAUCGUGUUUCUGACAGCGAUGCCGCCGCGCCACCGCGCGGUCCGCAGGCGGCUCUUGUCGCGGCACGGCUUCGAUUAUCCGAUGAUUGCAACGGAAGCGCCAAAGGGGCCGGCGGUUCUGGCCCUGCAUGGAGACCGCCCGCAACCGGUGGCGUUCAUCGACGACAUCUUCGUCAAUCUGCAAUCCGUGCGCAGCCAUGUGCCACAAUCGCUGCUGCGCGCGAAGCGACUGAGCGAAAGACUGCCGCACGGGCGUCGGCGCCGGGUGCAACGGUUCUCACGCAAGGACCUUGCGCAUCAGCGGCCGACCGGGCUUGCGCUCGGCAACGGCUUCGAAGCCUGCGUGUUCGAACACCCGCGCGGACCCGGCCAGCAGACCGACGGACUUGGAAUGCUUGGCUUGUUCCACCGGGCAGGCCUCGAGGAUGCGGGCGCCAUUUCGUUGCGCAUGGGUGACCGCGGCAUCAACCAGCGCGUGGCUCAGCCCCUGCCCGCGCCGUCUGGACUGGAUGAAAAAGCAGGAGAUAGCCCACAGGCCCGGAUCGGACGGAUCGUCGCCAUCGAGUGGGCGCGACACGGUCCGCGUGGUGUUCCAGCGCGGCACAUGUGCGCGUGGAGUCACCUGCACCCAGCCUACAGGGACCCCGUCAUCGAGCGCGAUCAGCCCCGGCGGCAGCUUCGCCUCUGCAGCCUGUUUCAGAUGCUGCUUCUUGUCAUCCCGGCUCAGUUCUUGCCGCUGCUUCGGCGCCAGCCUGAAAUAGCUGCACCAGCAGCCGUAACAAGCCCCCUGCGGCCCGAAAAGGGUUUCCAACAAUGGCCAGAGAUCGGCGGUGACGGGGCGAACAUCCAGGUUCAAGCGAUGCAGUCUCCAGUUGAUCAGGUGGCCUUCCCUCGUAUCAUCCGGCAUCCGGAAAUCGAUGAGCUGACGCUGGCGCAUGUGGAUUGCGAUGCGUUUUAUGCAACGGUGGAAAAGCGCGACAAUCCGGAGCUUGCCGACAAGCCGGUGAUCAUCGGCGGCGGCAAGCGCGGCGUGGUCUCCACCUGCUGCUAUAUCGCGCGCAUUCACGGGGUGCGCUCGGCAAUGCCGAUGUUCAAGGCGCUGGAUGCCUGUCCCGAUGCGAUCGUGAUCAAGCCCGACAUGGAGAAAUAUGUCCGUGUCGGACGCGAAGUCCGGCAGUUGAUGGAGGAACUGACCCCGUUGGUGCAGCCGAUCUCGAUCGACGAGGCGUUUCUGGACCUUGCCGGAACGGAGAAACUGCACAAGGACACCGCCGCGCGUACGCUGGCGCGGUUUGCCGCCCGGGUCGAGGCGGAGAUCGGAAUCAGCCUUUCGGUCGGGCUAUCCUAUUGCAAGUUCCUCGCCAAGGUGGCGUCUGAUCUGGACAAGCCGCGCGGGUUUUCGGUGAUCGGCAAGGCCGAGGCGAUCGACUUUCUCAAACCUCGCCCGGUCUCGCUGAUCUGGGGUGUCGGCAAGGCCUUUACCGAAACCCUGGCACGCGACGGCAUCCGCACCAUCGGGCAAUUACAGAUGAUGGAACAGACUGCGCUGAUGCGCAGCUACGGGGUCAUGGGCAAACGCCUCUACCAUCUGGCACGGGGCGAGGAUGACCGGACGGUUCACGCCAACGAGGGCGCCAAGAGCGUGUCUGCGGAAACCACUUUCAACAGCGACCUGUCACAGGCCAAGGACCUUGUGCCGGUGCUCAGACGCUUGUCGGAAAAAGUGUCGGCGCGACUCAAGGCCUCGAACAUUGCCGGGCAGACGGUGGUGCUCAAGCUCAAGACCGCCGAGUUCAAGAGCCGGACGCGCAACUUCAAGCUGGAGGAUCCGACGGUCCUCGCCGACCGGAUUUUUCGCACCGGGCUGCAUCUGCUGGAGCGCGAACUGGGCGAAGACCGGUUCCGCCUGAUCGGCAUCGGGGUGUCGGAUCUAACCGAUGCGGCGCGCGCCGAUCCGCCGGACCUGGUUGAUCCGGCUGCAGCACGGCGGGCGGUGGCGGAAAGCGCCAUCGACAAGGGAGACAGCUCAAUCAUGACCUCUGCCUCCAAGCGCGAACGGUUGUUGAUCCCGGCCGGAAUUCUGAUCGCCGGACUGCUGCUGGCGGCACUUGUCUAUGCAGGACUGACCGAGAUUGGCGGCAAAAAUUCCGCGGCGCUGAUGGCGGAUGCCUUUCUGCACAGCCGCUUGUGGGUAACAAGCUGUUUCGAUCUCGACUGCGCCCAUGUCGAUGGACGGACCUAUGUGGUCUUCCCGCCGUUUCCCGGAGUCGCGGCGCUGCCUCUCGUCACUCUUGGAGGCGCAACGACCUUCGGCUUCAUCCCUCUGGCAAUAUUGUGUUUAUUCCUGUCACUGCUGAUUUGGAUCCGUGUCUUUCGACAGUUGGGAGCAAGCAACCCGGCAUGGUUCUGGCUUGUGCUGGCAGCCGGUUUUUCAAGCCCGCUCUAUUUCGUGACAAUCCGCGCAGACGGCAUCUGGUUUUUCGCGCAAGCAAUCGGGUUCCUGAUGACAAGCCUCGCCCUUCACGAAGCGUUGGCGGGCCGUCUGCUGAGCGCAGGAAUGGCGAUUGCCUGUGCGUUUCUGAGCCGGCAGAUGACGAUCUUCUACGUGCCAUUGUUGCUGAUUCUGUCGAUGCGGACCGACACACCGCUGUGGACUGCAAUGAGAGACAAGGUCACGCGGGCUGUCCGGCUGGGGCUGCCGGUGCUGGCGGCGAUCGGCAUUUACAUGAUCUACAACCAGCUUCGCUUCGGUUCAGUGUUCGAGAGCGGCUACGCCUUUAUCGACUAUCCGCCCGGCGUCCUGAAACAACGGCUGGAAACGCAUGGAUUGUGGAGCCCAAGCUAUGUUCCAUUCAAUCUCUACCAUGCGCUGGUGCAGGGAUUUCAUGCCCGCUUCGAAGGGCCAGGGAACAUGGAACUGGUGGGAAUGGACCGUUUCGGCACUGCAUUUCUGGUGGCGAGCCCCUGGUUGGCCAUGCUGUUCUUCACGCCGAUCAACCGCCGCACGGUGUAUUCCGGGAUGCUGGUGGCGGGGCUGGUCACGGUGAUGCUGUUUUAUCAUUCCAACGGAUACACCCAGUACAAUGUCCAGCGCUACAUGCUCGACUGGCUACCGGCCGCCCUGAUCAUGAUGGCAUAUGCAAUCCAGCGUCAGACAUCGCCGCUGUUUCCGCUGGCGGUGCUGUGGGGCAUGGGGCUGAACGCCGUGACCAUUGCCACCAUGGCAAUGGUUCGUUAG
Molecule: messenger RNA, 3552 nt
Organism: Ectocarpus sp. CCAP 1310/34
Lineage: Eukaryota; Phaeophyceae; Ectocarpales; Ectocarpaceae
Source: the annotation of a GenBank genome assembly